AGCUGCGCAUGCGCAGUUCAACUUUUCCGCAUUGGGCUCCUUCACGCUUCCUCAUUGACAGCGCCUAAAGGAAGAAAGCAGCGAUACACUGUGUCAUUUACACUCGCGACAGUUUUUAUACCGUUUCUACCUAUUAUUGACGUCUUAAACAACUCGGAAGUCUUCUUUAAAAGUCUUGGAAAGUUCAGAAAUGUCAAAGCCUCCCCCCAAACCAGCUAAACCAGGCCAGGUCAAGGUGUACAGGGCUUUAUUCACCUUCGACCCAAGGACGCCAGAUGAACUGUACUUUGAGGAAGGAGAUAUCUUGUACAUCUCAGAUACAAGUGACAGUAACUGGUGGAAGGGAACAUGCAGGGGAAGGACUGGACUUAUUCCCAGCAAUUACGUGGCUGAGCAAGCAGAGUCCAUAGACAAUCCCAUGCAUGAAGCAGCCAAGCGAGGUAAUCUGAGCUGGCUCAGAGAGUGUUUGGAUAAUAAGGUUGGCAUCAAUGGACUGGACAAAGCAGGGAACACCGCUCUCUACUGGGCUUGUCACGGAGGACAUAAAGAUGUGGUGGAGAUUUUGCUGAGUCAGCCAAACUGUGAGCUCAAUCAGCAGAAUAAACUGGGAGACACGGCUCUACAUGCAGCUGCCUGGAAGGGUUAUUCAGAUAUAGUUGAGAUGCUGCUCAAUAAAAAUGCCAGGACAGAUGUGGUCAACAAUGAGAAGAAGACCGCUCUGGAUAUGGCCACCAACGCACAAUGUGCUUCUCUGCUGAAGAGGAAACUGGGAGGUGUGAUUUUGCGCACCCACAGUAACGCCGAGGAGUAUCUGGAUGAUGAAGACUCCGACUGAGAGAAGAGCAACACUUUUGAAGUCCAUUCAUUCCUAAAUUCAUUCCAACAACAACAACAAAAAAAUUAUCACAACAUGUAUAUAGAUCAGAUAUAGGCGGGAGAAAAUUUAUUUACAAGGGUGGGGAGGAUAUGAAAGCUAGUUGUCGUUGUCUGAUUGUCUCAACUUUCUUCUUCAUUCCAGUUCAUUGUAAAAGUAUUGCAUUACUUGUCUAUUCUGUACAUUUUAGGAUGGACACGGUGAACAUUCAUUCUUCUGUUUGCCGCUCCUCUUUUAACUGUAUUUAUUGCAUAGAACUCUCUUUGAUUUUAAAGUGCCUUUUUAAUAAGGAGAUCAACCAGAAUGCCUCACAGCACUGGGUCUUUUUAUUGCAAAAGUUUUAUAUGCGUGUAUGUCUGAGAAUUUUAACAGGCUGAUUGUGUUUGUGUGUGUGUGUGUGUGUGUGUGUGUGUGUGUGUGUGAGAGAUGUGCUUGAUGAUAGCUUCUGAGAUGCAUGUAAAUCUGAAUGUUACAACUAUGCAAAUAAAUCAGUGGCCUUUGCUUGAUAUGCAAGACUCAA
Messenger RNA from Carassius auratus (goldfish), 1394 nucleotides. It is a transcript of the gene ostf1, whose product is annotated as osteoclast stimulating factor 1. The coding region runs from base 191 to 835 and encodes 214 amino acids. Lineage: Eukaryota; Metazoa; Chordata; Actinopteri; Cypriniformes; Cyprinidae. The record is from RefSeq and is a predicted model, not a curated record. The transcript has 10 exons. Gene Ontology annotation, molecular function: protein binding. Gene Ontology annotation, biological process: signal transduction.